AUGGCAACAUUACAGACUGUCCCGACCGAAAUCCAUCUACACAUUGCAAAGCUCCUCCUCCCUUGCGAUGUUGCAGCUCUUGCUCUUACCUGUCAGACCCUGAAGCGACGCCUCGGUCAUGAAAAUCAAUUUUUUUGGUAUAAUCUGCUUCGCAGUGGAUAUGACUCUAAUCCCAUCAAUAUCAGGCUCAGGGCUGCCUCAUGGCUGAGUCGCAUCAAAUUUGAUGGAUUUCGACCUGAAAACAAAGACUACUGGGCUGAGGCCAUAGGAAUCAUCUCGGGAAAAUCUGACCAUGGCUGUAGCUCCUGUUUGGCGACUGCCAGCAUGCGGAAGUUCGAGGAGUACUCUUAUUUCGCCUAUUUCCCAGUCUCCAGACUCGGUAUCGUAGAUGACGGGGAGAGGCUUAUGCGGCGAUAUUGCCACCAAUGUUUCUCUGAAUGGCACAUCGACCUUGAGUUCUUCGAAGCUACACACCCGCUUGUACCGCUACCAGCCAUAGUCGGUAUUCAAAUUUCACGCGAAGGGGGGAUAACUUCCGCCCAGGACUUUAUUGGUGCAAAAUUGAAACGGAUUAUACCUAUUACUACUGCAACCAAAGCCAUAGAAGACUUCUAUGGCCUUAAAUUCGAAACCGCAAAUAGUAUACCUCACCGAUUUAGGGCAAGAUGGUCUCGGAUUCGAGGCGAGUACGAUGCUCAGCUUGUUAUUGACGCUCUCAACUUCAUAAAAGACAUCUACCAGCAAAACUACAAGCAUCUGCAAGUUGUAAUGACCCCCGAGACAUAUUACAAGAGAUUCUCAGAUUCCUUGCUCUACUUCAUUUUAAGCGACAAAUUUCGGACAGUACUGCUUGGAAGAGAGCUCAACAACGUUCAUGCCAGUGAUGCGGCGUCCUCGGACUUAUAUAACGAAUUCACCAUACCUCCUUUGUCUAUCGCCGAGGAAACAAUGAAAAUAUCUAGAUUACUUGCUCAAGGAUCGAGGGGGCGGUCAAUAGCCACAGAACUCGCUAAUAGUUUCCAUGGACAGUUUUUCAUCCCGUAG
Orbilia oligospora ATCC 24927 is the source of this 1044-nucleotide messenger RNA. RefSeq lists its product as uncharacterized. The record is from RefSeq and is a predicted model, not a curated record. The transcript is spliced from 3 exons. Lineage: Eukaryota; Fungi; Ascomycota; Orbiliomycetes; Orbiliales; Orbiliaceae. Bases 1 to 1044 code for a protein of 347 amino acids. Gene Ontology annotation, molecular function: protein binding.